GUUCACCACCUACCCUCCCCGAGACUUUCCACCCACCUGAUCACACCAACAGCAACUACAGCUAGGCCUAGGCGCAACCCACGAACCAACGAUUUCAUAAGACCACCCGGCCAUUUCUCUUCUUCCUCCCCGGAGACACACCAGCAGACCGACGACCCCUCCUCCUAAUCGAAGAAGAUCUCGCCGGAGCCGUCUCGCGCGGCACGCCGGACGAUCUCGCGGGGGACAAGGACCGACGCGCAACAGCUGAUCAGCCGGAGGGAAGAGGGGUUCAUUGGAAGGGGAGAUGUCGUCGGACGGCGGGACCUCCCAGAUGGGCGUCCUGGGAGCGCUGGGCCUCUCGGUCACGUCGUCGGUGGCCAUUGUCAUCUGCAACAAGUACCUCAUGGGCAAACUUGCCUUCAUCUUCGCGACGACGCUGACGAGCUGGCACCUGCUGGUGACCUUCUGCACACUGCACGUCGCGCAGCGCCUGCGCUUCUUCGAGCCGAAGCCAAUCGACACUCAGACCGUCAUCUCCUUUGGAUUUCUUAAUGGGAUCUCCAUUGGCCUCCUCAACCUCUGCCUUGGGUUCAACUCGGUUGGCUUCUAUCAGAUGACCAAGCUGGCCAUUAUACCCUUCACCAUAGUCUUGGAGACCAUUUUUCUGAGCAAGAAGUUCAGUCGGAGCAUCAAGGCCUCUCUCAUGGUCCUCCUCCUAGGAGUCGGCAUUGCGUCGGUCACCGAUCUCCAGCUCAACCUCCUCGGCUCAAUCAUCGCAGUCCUCACCAUCGCGGCGACGUGUGUCUGCCAGAUUCUCACCAACCAAAUCCAGAAGAGGCUCAAGGUGUCUUCCACCCAGCUCUUGUACCAGUCCUCGCUGUACCAAUCCGCCGUGCUGCUCAUCACCGGGCCCUUCGUCGACAAGCUCCUGACCAACAAAGAUGUCUUUGCUUUCCCCUACACCUUCAAAGUCGUGGUGUUCAUCCUGAUGUCGUGCACAAUCGCGGUGUCUGUCAACUUCAGCACGUUCCUUGUGAUCGGCACGACAUCGCCAGUGACAUACCAGGUGUUGGGCCACCUCAAGACGUGCCUCAUCCUCUCCUUCGGCUACGUCCUGCUCAAGGACCCCUUCACGUUCCGGAACAUGGCCGGCAUCCUCGUCGCCAUCUUCGGCAUGGGCCUCUACUCCUACUUCUCCGUCUCCGAGAGCAGGAAGAAGAACGAGGUCGGCCCAACGCUGCCCGUCAACACCCAGAUGAGCGAGAAGGACUCUGCGCCGCUCCUCGGUGCAAAGACCUCGCCGUGGCAGGAGAGCAAUGUGUUGGAGAGCUUCGACGACGUGCCGAGGACGGCGAAGAGCGCGUUUAGCCGGCAGAUGAAUGCGUAGCUUCUUAGGAUUGGAGGGAUGGUAGAGAUACAGCAAAAUGUAUUCUUUUCUCGUUGGAGUUUCUCUCAUGAUGAAAUGUAUUCUUUCCCGAGCUUC
Lolium perenne is the source of this 1465-nucleotide messenger RNA. Its product is annotated as UDP-xylose transporter 1. NCBI's taxonomy places the organism in Eukaryota, Viridiplantae, Streptophyta, Magnoliopsida, Poales, Poaceae. The record is from RefSeq and is a predicted model, not a curated record.